Messenger RNA from Cygnus atratus (black swan), 3987 nucleotides. RefSeq names its product interleukin 1 receptor associated kinase 4 (gene IRAK4). Lineage: Eukaryota; Metazoa; Chordata; Aves; Anseriformes; Anatidae. Gene Ontology annotation, biological process: signal transduction; protein phosphorylation. The coding region runs from base 98 to 1492 and encodes 464 amino acids. The transcript is spliced from 11 exons. The record is from RefSeq and is a predicted model, not a curated record. Gene Ontology annotation, molecular function: magnesium ion binding; ATP binding; protein serine/threonine kinase activity.
GCGCCCCGAGAAGGCGGAGCGGAGCGCCCUUCCGCCAGGCCCUGCCCUCUUAAAGGGGAAUUGCGGCUGGGGGCGCGGUGGGCCCCGUCGCGGCGGGAUGAGCGGGGCGGUGGGCGCCGGCACCCCGGUGCGCCGCCUGCCCUACGGGCUGCUGCAGCGCCUGGCCGCGUACAUCGACCCGCAGGACGGCUGGAGGAGGCUGGCCGCCGACAUCGUCGGCCCCUCGGGGGAGAGCAGAUACACCCAGCUGCACAUAAGGAGGUUCGAGGCGUUCGUGCAAAUGGGGAAGAGCCCCACGUGUGAGUUGCUCUAUGACUGGGGGACGACAAACUGCACGGUCGGUGAUCUCGUGGAGCUACUGGUCAGGAAUCAGUUCCUGGCACCGGCAAGCCUUCUGCUUCCAGAAGCUGUAAAGGAGGCACAAGAAGUUACGUUACCUCUUUCUUCGCAGGAAACUUUGCCUAUACAUGAGAAACAUCUGCCUAUACAGGAAAAAGAAGUGGCAUCUGUAAAGCCUAGUCUAUCUGAGAAUACAGAGGAGCAACCUUCAACUGCUUCCUACUUAAGUCAAGAAAACAACAGCUCACAGUCUAGUAACACGGAUUUCCACAAUUUUUGGUUUCAUGACUUGGAAAGUAUUACAAAUAAUUUCGAUGCACGACCAGAAUCAGCUGGAGGUAAUAAGCUGGGGGAAGGUGGCUUUGGUGUGGUGUUCAAAGGCUACAUCAAUGGCAGAAACGUGGCUGUCAAGAAACUUGCUGCUAUGGUUGAUAUUAGUGCUCAGGAUUUGAAACAGCAAUUUGAUCAAGAAAUAGAAAUGAUGGCAAAGUGUCAGCAUGAGAAUCUAGUGGAAUUGCUUGGUUUCUCGAGUGAUGGUGCUCAGCCCUGUCUGGUGUAUGAGUACAUGCCCAAUGGUUCAUUGCUUGACAGACUUGCUUGUCUGGAUGACACUCCACCAAUUUCUUGGGAUACGAGAUGUAAAAUUGCUCAAGGUACAGCAAAUGGCAUCAACUUUUUGCAUGACAAUAAUCAUAUUCACAGAGACAUUAAAAGUGCAAAUAUCUUAUUAACUGAUACAUAUGUGCCCAAAAUCUCUGACUUCGGACUUGCAAGAGCAUCUGUAACAUUUACACAAACCAUCAUGACUGAUAGAGUUGUUGGAACAGCAGCCUAUAUGGCACCUGAAGCUUUGCGAGGAGAAAUAACGCCUAAGUCCGAUAUCUUCAGUUUUGGAGUAGUCUUAUUAGAAAUAAUAACGGGUCUUCCACCAGUAGAUGAAAACCGGGAGCCACAGUUACUGUUAAGUAUCAAAGAUGAAAUUGAGGAUGAGGAGGCAACUAUUGAGGAUUAUGUUGAUGUAAAGAUGCAUGACUGGGAUGCAACUUCAGUUCAUAAAAUGUAUUCCAUCGCUGAUCAGUGUCUGAAUGAGAAGAAAAACAGGAGGCCAAACAGUAAGAUGGUCCAGCAGCAUCUACAAGAGAUAAAAGCUUGACAUAUGUUUCUUCUGAUACAUGUUUUCUAAAUGGAGCAGAGACCAGUAACAAACGCAGACCUUUAUCAGCAUUUACUGCGACAUUAUCAGCUUUUCUGCUUUCCAGAACUUUCUGGCCUGCGUAUAAGGUGUGCUGUUGGCUUGUCACCAUUGUGCUAUUUUUUAACUGAGCAGCAUUUCCACAUAUCCGUAGCCACUGGACCUUCAACAGAUUUUUAUUUUUUUAUUUUUGUUUUUGUAUUAACAAGUUUUAGUGCUGGUAUAUCUUCUACACAGCUUUUUAAACAAAUAGAUUGUAAAACGGAAAUGUCUUUUGAUUUUUCAAGUAUGCCUUCAGCAAACACACGUGACAGUAGCAGGGUAGGAUGUCUUUCUGCCAAUCGCUUUCUUGAGUGAUCUACUAGACCUUUUUCUACUGAAGAGAAAAACAUUUAAUAGAUGUAAUUGGCACUUACACUGUCUUCUUGGGAAGACAAUAGUAGUACCCAUUUAAAACCAACUUCUUGUUUUGCAUUUUAGCUUGAGAGUUCAUAUUAGUGUGAAUACACUAGUAAUGUUUGUGAAUGUGACUUUUUGAAAAAGUCUUCUCAGGAUUUGUUUUAUUCAAAUAAGUGUUGCUAUCUUCUAGGUUUCAAGGUUUUAUAAGUAAAACAAUUACAUUGCAAUGCAAACACAAAAAUAUGUAUAGCUUUCUUCUGGUGAACUCGGUGUGAGGACAAAUGGUUUAAUCUUUGUUCAUAGGAAGAAUCACAAUUGCUUUUAGUAUUUUAUGUUUUAGAAUAAGAUUCUAUAUGAGAUAUUGCAAAUACAAAUGGUUUAUUUUGUUAAAAGAGACCAAUAUAAUGUUGUUAGGACCAAUUCUGCCCUCUCCUUAGCUAAAUAAUUAAGCUCUUACUUAUAUGUAUGGAUAUUAAUAAAUAUUAAAAUAUACAUUUAAAGGCAUGGAAAGCUUUCUGAAGUAGAAAGAUCGACAGAUCAAAGAAGACGAUUAACUUCAUUCCAUUUUUAAUGAGAUUCUAGAUACUCUGGACUACCUUUGUAAAUGUAAAAGGUUAGUUUCAUAUAAACCUUUUCUUGUACUUCAAACUUUUUCUUGACAGCCUAGGGAUAAGAAAAUAGUUUGGUGUACAGCUAAACUAAGAUCUAUGAUUAUGGAAAAAAAAAUUAACAGAAAAGGAUCUGACUGCAUUUAGGGGCACGUAUCGUUGUAGAAGGCAUAUGAUUUCUAUCUAGCACUUGUAUUUAUAACAUUAGAACUCUGGCUAUUAAGUUAUUCUGUAUUUCCCUUUCAAAAUGAUAGAUUAACCUAGAAAACAGUAUCCACUUAAAUCAUUUCUAGUUUUAUUGAGUAUAAACAUUAAAAGCUGUUUAACAUAAAUAAAAACUCUGCAUUAUAACCGUAGAUGCUUAUUCCAGCUCUUAAAACCUUUAGUCUUGGAAACAACUGGCAUUUUAUGUUGCUUGUGUCUGAUAAUAGCAUUAUGUUAACCUUACUGCAGGGAAUAAAGCUGUACUGCUUUGGACCAGGGAUAGUGGAGGGAGAAAAAACCCACCCUGCUAUAAACUGAAAUGAGAAUAAAAUGCAUUUAAGUCAUUCUCUAAACAACUCUUCCAGCUGUUACUUGAAGGCUUCCUUUUAGAUCAUUUCUGCGUUUUACCGUUCCCUGGAGCUCACACAUCUAUAUUGUUGCCCUGAAGCAGGUUCCUUGUCUCCCUGAUGAGUGCUAUUCACAGCUAGUAAUGUAGAACAAUUUUGUUCAUGUACCAGAUCUGAUGUUCCAGGUACAAGGAACAUUGUUAUCGCAGGUUCUUCCAUCAUAGUGGACCUGUGAGCUGCCUCUUUGGGCUGCCUGUUAGCACCUACGUUUUGCUGGUAGUUCUCCUCACUCACUGAAAAUGAAGCACAUUUGCUACACCUUCAGUUAAAAAAUAAAUUAUAAAAAUUGAGCUCUUUUCGUAGAAUCCUAGUGAGGAAUGAAGAUAUGUGUUAAAUAAAGGUAGCUAGCUUAUGUGUUUUUUGUGUUUCUAAUAUACACAAGUUGCAAGGAGGGGACCUUCCCUACCCCACCUAAGCUUUUUUUUUUUUUUAAGAUCUGCAGAUACUAAAAGCAGCACCUAUAGCCACUGACAGAGGCCAAUAGUAGCUGACUUCUGCUUCAUUUAUUCCCUGCAAAAAGCAUUAAACUAUCCUAGGGUGCAUCCUUUACAUUAAUUACUAUAGUAAAGCUUUCUGUGACAGAAGUCGGUAACUUGGUCAUUCAUGUUCUUGGUGAAUAAAGGAAGGAUGGAGCUGGAGGUGAGAGAAAACUUGGUACAGCUGCUAGUAGCUGGAGAGCACUUUUUUUUUUGACCCUUCACACCUUCUGUCAGCAAUAGUAUUUCAUAUUCUUGCUGAAAUGUGAAGAAUUGCUGCACCUUUGUAUUUAAGAUGGCCAGCAAAGAGUUGUGUUAAACACCCCCCUCAACAUAAGGCAAAUAAAGAGGCUUCUGUUCAA